This is a messenger RNA of Ceraceosorus bombacis, 672 nucleotides long. The record is from the annotation of a GenBank genome assembly. Lineage: Eukaryota; Fungi; Basidiomycota; Exobasidiomycetes; Ceraceosorales; Ceraceosoraceae.
ACGGCUCACGCGCGCGCGCAGCUCUGGGGCGUUGGGUUUCAAAAUCACGUUUGAAGUUGCUUGAUCCACGCUCAAGCAAGCAUGACGAAUUGCAAACCCAAAGCGAGCAGGAGCAGGAUAUCGAGCGGUCUGUCGUCCUCGUCGUCGUUUCAAACGCCAUUCACGCUCACAUCCACACCUACUUCCACAUCUCUCACCUUGCACCCUAGCAUCCAUCCCGAGAUUGUCUACGACGAGCGUACAUUACGUCCUCCUGACAGCACGCAUCAUCAGCGAAAUUGACACUGCUACUCCGAGUGAGUCGCAAUGGUAUCUGGGUGCUCUACCAAUGCGCUGCCAACGAAAGGUAGACAGGGAAGGCAACGUUGAGUGAUAAUUUGAAGGGCAGAUAGACCGGUUCGGUGGGAUAAGAUGCAGCCAGAGGCUGCCGCGAGGGCUCUGUCUAUGUACCGGUCAGCACAUCCACUCGCCUCACAGAUCUGGAGUAUCUGGUCUCACCACAAGUCUUGCCCCCUCUUGCUGGGUGACUGCAGCCGCCUCACAAGCUAAAUCACUGGCGCUGACUCGUGAAGGCCUUUUCUUCGCGGAAAUUUCAAUUUUCCUUGCCCACAGCAGGACUUUGCGUACAGCAACACCAGCGAAAGCACAACACUCCAUCUAGACACUCAAGAU